Trypanosoma grayi is the source of this 1014-nucleotide messenger RNA. Its product is annotated as guanin nucleotide-binding protein. Gene Ontology annotation, cellular component: endosome. The transcript has a single exon. The record is from RefSeq and is a predicted model, not a curated record. Gene Ontology annotation, molecular function: GTPase activity; GTP binding. NCBI's taxonomy places the organism in Eukaryota, Euglenozoa, Kinetoplastea, Trypanosomatida, Trypanosomatidae. Gene Ontology annotation, biological process: regulation of endocytosis. The coding region runs from base 1 to 1014 and encodes 337 amino acids.
AUGCCAUCCUCGCCACAGCGGCUGAAAGAGGUGGAAAAAUGGGGGAAGCCGAAAGAGGAGGAGGAGGAGGCAGUGGUUGUAGAUGGUCAUCGCGCCCUCUCCCCUUCACCAUUGGCACCGCCUGGAGGAGGCAGAUGCAGCAGCAAGAACAUGAGCGAGAGCAACGAUAGUAACAAGAUCAAUCAUGUUACCCAAUGCUACGGCGUCCCUCCACCUCUGGCAGUGCCAGCACCAACCGCCAGCAGCACCAGAAGCUUUGUGUCCGCCUUCUUCCCGACGUACAAAGUGCUCCUUGUCGGGGACUGCGGCGUGGGGAAGAGCAAUCUGCUCUCCCGCUUUGCCUGUAACCACUUUGACAUCCACACGCCGCCCACACUCGGCGUGGAGUUCACCUCGCGCGAGGUGGAGGUGCCAACGGCGCGUGUGGGACAAACGGAGCGCGUUUUGGUGCGGCUCUGGGACACCGCCGGGCAGGAGCGUUGCACAGCUAUCAGCACGGUCUUCUUCCGCAAUGCUGUGGGUGCUGUGUUGGUUUACGACGUGACGCGGGACAGCACGCUGCUACGGCUGCCUAUGUGGGCCGCACACGUGUGGCAGCACGCGUGUGAGGACUGCGUCUGCAUUGUACUGGGCAACAAGACGGACCUGCGCAACCUGCGCGUCGUGAGCGACGAGGAGGCGGACGAAGUUGCUCACGCGUUGGGGAUGCGGCACUUCACCGCCUCUGCGCUCAACGGCGAGGGAGUCACGCACGCCUUUAUGCAGCUAGUGCUGUCGCUCAGCGCGGUGCAGCAGGCGAAGCGACUCGCCGCCGUGGGGACAGGAAAAUCGCCUCCUUUAACACCUUCUGAUGGUGCCGCUGCUGUAUCGUCGGCGUCGGCGCGACGAUUCCCGCUGGUGACGUUUUCCCCACACACCAUUGCGAAGGGGCGACAGAUGGACCUGCGUGGGUUUGGGGAGAGCACAGGCGGGGAUAAUGUGAAGGGCAACACGGUCUCAGGUUGCUGCAUGUGA